AGGUUCAAGAAUUUGAGAGAGGUCAAGUGUGAGACAGACGCACAAAUACAUUUGAAAACUUAAAAAAUUAGCUGGUUUUUGGGGGAGAAGCGAAAAGAAACCGAAAAAAAAUAAAAAGGAAAGAGAGGAUUUUCUAAAGAGAAAAGAAAACUAACAUAGAACUGGGAAGGAAAAGUGAUUGCUUGUACAUGAUAAAGAUCAAAGAGACUGAAGAAAGAAGUAAGGAGAACAAGAGAAAGGAAGAAAAUCCCUUGGUGAAAGAAGAAAAAAAGAAAGGGGAUGGCUCAUUCUAGGGUUCAUAAAGAUAGAGGAGAGUUGAGGAUUCAUGAGAAUUUGGAUGAGCUUGGCACUGAUUUGGCAGAAUAUAUUGCUGAAUUAUCAGAGGCAUCGGUGAAGGAGAGGGGUGUCUUUGCCAUUGCCAUAUCUGGUGGUUCCCUCAUUGGCUUGAUGGGGAAACUUUGUGAAGCUCCUUAUCACAAGACUGUAGACUGGGCUAAAUGGUAUAUAUUUUGGGCGGAUGAACGUGUGGUGGGGAAAACUCAUGCUGAUAGCAAUUAUAAGCUUGCGAAGGAUGGUCUUUUGUCGAAGGUGCCCGUGGUACCCAGUCAUGUGAAUUCUAUCAACGAUUCAGUGUCAGCAGAGGAAGCUGCUGAUGACUAUGAGUUUCAUAUUCGACAGUUAGUGAAAACACGGACAAUUAAUGUGUCUGAUAAUAGUGACUGCCCCAAGUUUGACCUCAUCCUUCUUGGAAUGGGUCCUGAUGGUCAUGUUGCUUCGCUAUUCCCUAACCACCCUAUGCUUGACGAGAAAUCGGAGUGGGUAACUUUUAUUACCGACUCCCCCAAACCCCCACCGGAGAGGAUCACAUUCACUUUGCCUGUCAUCAACUCAGCAUCCAAUGUGGCCGUGGUUGUGACAGGUGAGAGCAAAGCAGAGGCUGUACACUUGGCAAUUGAUGAUGUAGGACCGGACUACCUGUCAUUGCCUGCACGGUUGGUACAGCCAACAAAAGGGAAGCUGGUGUGGUUUUUGGACAAGCCAGCUGCCUCAAAACUAGACGGUUUUCAAUUUUCUGAGUAGAGUCAAGCUGUUACUGCCGAUGUGUAUGUUUGUAUGUAGUGGACGGACUCAACACCCGUGGAUCCUUUUCUUUCUAUUUAGCAGCCCCCCGCGUCCCCCCUCUUCUUUUCCCUUUUCUCUCGUUUGCUUUGGGUUAGAUUCUCCAUUUUAUCCCCUCUUGUUUAGAGGAGUUGGAGAAGUGUGAUAUCCUUUUUGUAUGAAGAAUAAAGUUGGGGCCUCGGUGCAAAAACUUUUCCUGGUUCUGUUUCUUCUAGGAUGGAUUAUGAAGGUGGGAUAAUAGUUCACGGGAGAGCCAGCCCAACGGGAUGUUAAAAGAGAUUCUGUCUUUUGCUUUACAGAGAGAUUACAAGUUCCAUGACA
Populus trichocarpa (black cottonwood) is the source of this 1440-nucleotide messenger RNA. RefSeq names its product probable 6-phosphogluconolactonase 1. The record is from RefSeq and is a predicted model, not a curated record. Gene Ontology annotation, biological process: pentose-phosphate shunt; carbohydrate metabolic process. The coding region runs from base 280 to 1080 and encodes 266 amino acids. Lineage: Eukaryota; Viridiplantae; Streptophyta; Magnoliopsida; Malpighiales; Salicaceae. The transcript has 4 exons. Gene Ontology annotation, molecular function: 6-phosphogluconolactonase activity.